This is a messenger RNA of Nakaseomyces glabratus, 1065 nucleotides long. RefSeq names its product DNA-(apurinic or apyrimidinic site) lyase APN1 (gene APN1). The record is from RefSeq and is a predicted model, not a curated record. Gene Ontology annotation, biological process: base-excision repair. Gene Ontology annotation, cellular component: mitochondrion; nucleus. NCBI's taxonomy places the organism in Eukaryota, Fungi, Ascomycota, Saccharomycetes, Saccharomycetales, Saccharomycetaceae. Gene Ontology annotation, molecular function: DNA-(apurinic or apyrimidinic site) endonuclease activity; phosphoric diester hydrolase activity; zinc ion binding.
AUGAGUACGUUUGCAAGAUCAACAGUGUCGAAGUACAAAUUCGGGGCACACAUGUCUGGUGCUGGAGGCAUCUCAAACAGUGUUACCAAUGCAUUCAAUGCCGGGUGCAACUCAUUUGCAAUGUUCUUGAAGUCCCCUAGAAAAUGGGUAUCUCCAGCAUUCACACAGGAAGAGAUCGCAAAGUUCAAAGAGAAUUGUGAGAAAUAUGGUUACAACCCAUUGACUGACAUACUACCACAUGGACAGUAUUUCAUAAACCUUGCAAAUCCUGAUCCCGAAAAAGCAGAGAAGAGUUAUGAAUCUUUCAUCGAUGAUCUUACAAGAUGUGAACAACUUGGUGUUGGUUUGUACAACUUUCAUCCUGGUUCCACUUUGAAAGGUGAUCACGAUGAGCAAUUAAAACAGUUAGCGUCAUAUAUCAAUAAGGCGUUAGGUGAGACGAAGUUUGUCAAGAUUGUGCUAGAGAAUAUGGCUGGUACCGGUAAUCUAGUUGGCAGUGAUCUUACUGAUCUGAGGAAAGUGAUCGAUAUGGUCACUGAUAAGUCACGAAUUGGUGUCUGUAUAGACACAUGCCAUACCUUUGCAGCAGGCUACGAUAUUCAGAGCAAAGACGCCUUCGACAAGUUCUGGAAAGAUUUUGACGACAUUAUUGGCUAUAAAUACUUAGCAUCUGUGCAUCUUAAUGACUCCAAAGCUCCACUGGGUGCUAACAGAGAUCUACAUGAAAAACUGGGUGAAGGAUACUUGGGUUUAGAUUUCUUUAGAAACCUGGCUCAUUACGAUCAUUUGAAAGGCAUACCAAUUGUUCUGGAGACCCCACAACCUGACGACGCGGGAUAUGCCAAGGAGGUUAAACUUCUUGAAUGGUUAGAGACCAUUGAAGAUGGUGAUACUGACAAGUUAAAAGAAAUGGAAGCUAAAAACGAAGAACUGCAAAAACUAGGUGAAAAGUCCAGGAAAGAACAAAUGUCAAAAUUUGAAAAGAAGAAGACUACGACUACUAAGAAAAGGAAAGCGACAGGCGCAGCAGAUAUCACAGCGCAGUUGAAAAAAGCCAAAAAAUAA